This is a messenger RNA of Frieseomelitta varia, 1160 nucleotides long. RefSeq names its product deoxyribose-phosphate aldolase (gene Dera). The record is from RefSeq and is a predicted model, not a curated record. Bases 181 to 1062 code for a protein of 293 amino acids. Gene Ontology annotation, cellular component: cytoplasm. NCBI's taxonomy places the organism in Eukaryota, Metazoa, Arthropoda, Insecta, Hymenoptera, Apidae. Gene Ontology annotation, biological process: deoxyribonucleotide catabolic process; carbohydrate catabolic process. Gene Ontology annotation, molecular function: deoxyribose-phosphate aldolase activity. The transcript has 5 exons.
UACAUACAUAAAUUUUUUUUACUUUAUCAUCUGCUAAUCGUAAGUUACAGGUCAUUUCAAUGUUAUCAGUUUCUAAACAAAAUUUAUAAAUAUAAAGCAAUCACAUUUCUCUUACGUGUUGUUGUUACAUUUACGCAUUCAAAAAGAUCAAAUAUUUUUGUAAGUUUUAAGAAAGGUAUAAUGGAUAUCCAAAAAUUGGCUAAUGCUACAAUGAAUUUCGAUCAAUCUGCAAUAGAUGAAAAAGUUAAUUCUAUACGUUCUAAAGUUAAUAAAUUGGAGAAUCAUGUUAAAACUGCUUGGUUGGUAAAGGCAAUAGGUUUCCUAGAUUUGACUACUUUAGGAGGUGAUGAUACACCUUCAAAAAUUGAAACUUUGUGUGCUAAAGCAGCAAAUCCCCUUAAGUUACUAAAUUAUUCACAUUUACAUACUGCAUCUGUAUAUGUGUAUCCUAUGAGAUUUGUGGAUGCAGUAUCUGCAUUAGAAAAACUUGAUAAAGAACAUAAAAUAUCCAGAGCUACUGUGGGUGGAGGAUUUCCAUCUGGACAAUUUCCAUUGGAAACACGUCUUCGUGAAGUAGAAAUAGGUGUUGAAUUAGGAGCUGACGAAAUUGAUAUUGUUAUUAACAGACCAUUAGCUUUGAUGCAACAAUGGAAAGAACUAUAUGAAGAACUAAAAUCAUUUCGUGCUGCUUGUGGCAAUAAAUGUUUAAAAGUUAUACUUGCCACAGGAGAACUAGGUAAUUUGGACAAUGUAUAUAAAGCAUCUAUGAUAGCAAUGAUGGCUGGAGCAGAUUUUAUUAAAACAUCUACUGGAAAAGAAGUAAUAAAUGCUACCUUGUCUGCUGGAAUUAUUAUGUGCCAGGCAAUUAAGGAUUAUCAUGAAUCCACAAAAAGAAAGGUUGGUUUAAAACCUGCUGGUGGUAUUAAGAUUCCACAGGAGGCUUUAGAAUGGAUGAUGUUGGUCCAAACGGAAUUAGGAGAGGAAUGGUUGUCUAAAGAUUUAUUUAGAAUUGGGUCAUCCAAUUUAAUAGAUAACAUAGUCGAAGCGUUACAAUCAAAUUAAUAUGAAAUUUUUUAAUUGUUUUUAAAAUUUUAACUUUCAGAAACUCUUUUGUAUAAUGUUAUUUCUAUUUCCUAUUUAAUAAAUGAAUUAUCUUACAA